Messenger RNA from Gloeophyllum trabeum ATCC 11539, 1747 nucleotides. Its product is annotated as ClpP/crotonase. Gene Ontology annotation, molecular function: 3-hydroxyisobutyryl-CoA hydrolase activity. Gene Ontology annotation, cellular component: mitochondrion. Bases 27 to 1628 code for a protein of 533 amino acids. The transcript is spliced from 9 exons. Lineage: Eukaryota; Fungi; Basidiomycota; Agaricomycetes; Gloeophyllales; Gloeophyllaceae. Gene Ontology annotation, biological process: L-valine catabolic process. The record is from RefSeq and is a predicted model, not a curated record.
GGGCGUAUGCUACGCGCCUACCGGCCAUGGCCCCGUCCUCUUCUGCGUCCCGCGUCGGCGCUGUCCUGGGCCAUCUCUCGUCCAGGAGCAUGGCUUCCUCCAGUGCGGGCGCGCAGGAUGUUAUACUGUUUGAAUCGCAUCUCUCGUCGCGGACGUACAUCCUCAACCGAGACAAGAAGCUCAACGCCCUCGAUCAGACCAUGCUCGACGUCCUCCGGCCCAAGAUCGAGGAAUGGGCCUCCGCCGACCUCUGCAAGCUCGUCAUCGGCCGCGGCAACGGGCGCGCCUUCUGCGCCGGCGGGGACGUCGCCAGCGUAGUCACCCAAGCCGCGAAUCCCUCCACGCGUCCGCGCGCAAUCGAGUUCUUCAAGCGCGAGUUCGAGCUCGACUACCUCCUCGCCGCCCUCGGCAAGCCGUACGUCGCCGUCAUGGACGGGAUCACCAGUACGUCCUGCUCUACGAAGAUCGGGUACUGCCCCGACGUCGGCGCGAGCGCGUUCCUCGCGAGACUCGACGGCGAGCUCGGCACGUACCUCGCGCUCACGAGCGAGAUCAUCUCGGGGCGCGAAGUCUACGAACUCGGCCUGGCGACGCACUUUGUGCCCAGCACCUCGCUCCCCGCGCUGCUGCGUGCGCUGCAGGCGCUCGAAGAGCCCUCGUGGGAGGCGGUCGACGCGACGAUCGAGGGGUUCUACAUCGCGCCCGAGGAGCUCGGCGUCGGCGGGGACUUUGAGGGACAGGUGAAUAAGGAGCAGGCAGAGGGCGUCCCCCCCUCGGAGCGCUACGCGCGCACGCAAGGCGGACAGCCGCAGACGCAAGCCCCCGGGCAAUCGAGCGUCCUCGUCCUCCCCACCGGCCCCCACUCCGGCGCGGUCCGCGCCGCGAUCGACCGCGCGUUCUCGCGCCCCUCCGUCGCGGGGAUCCUGCACGAGCUGUCCUACCUCGCCGAGCACGGCUUGGCUCUCCCUUCUGCUAGUAAUGCGGAAGCAGAAAAGGAGCAGGUGAAGAAGUGGGCGGGGAGGGUUAAGGGGGUGUUGGGGAUGCGGAGCCCGACGAGUUUGGUGGUCAGUCUGGAGGCGCAGAGGAGGGGACGGGAGGCCGUGAGGGGGGAGCCGGCGAGCGCUUUGGAAAGGGCGUUGAGGAUGGAGCUGGGGAUCGCUACCGCGUUCGUGAACGGUGCCAGCCCCGACUUCUCGACCGGCGUACGCGCAGUCUUAAUCGACAAGCUGCCCAAGGACCAGCGUCCCGCUUGGGAGCCGUCUACGGUGGACGCCGUCCCAGUCGAUGACAUCCUUGAGAAAUUCUUCAACCCGUCUUCGCCGUACUACAAGCCCGCGUCGCGUCUGGAAAUUCCAGAGUCAUUCGCAGCAAGGCCUAUCAACAAUCCCAAUCAAUUCGCCCUCCCGAGCGAGCAGGAGAUCGAAAGUGUGAUCAAGGGUAGCCACAGGACGAGCGGCGAUUUCGGCUUGACCGUGGAGGAAGUUGUAGCCAAGUGUGAGAGGGAUCUAGCUCCCGGCUCCCGGAAGUCUCGAAGGACCAAGGGUGGCAUCAGGGAGAAGGUGGCCGAUAUCGUGAGAAGGAAAUGCGAUGUCGACGCUGAGGGGAAGUGGGUCAAGUGGAGAGGUUGAGACGUGAAUUUUGCCGUUGUGCUUAGUUAGUUAUCGGAAUCUGGUUGCCUUACACUGUUUACUCAGAAGAGAACCGCAUGCCAUAUUCCUCUAGUUCACAAACGAGCCGCGAACCAGAC